This is a messenger RNA of Quercus lobata, 609 nucleotides long. RefSeq lists its product as uncharacterized. The record is from RefSeq and is a predicted model, not a curated record. Bases 1 to 609 code for a protein of 202 amino acids. The transcript has a single exon. Lineage: Eukaryota; Viridiplantae; Streptophyta; Magnoliopsida; Fagales; Fagaceae.
AUGGAAAAUCUAACAAACGAUUGGCGCAAGUUGUCGUUAAAUGAUAAAGAAGGAGGUAAACUUGUAGUAAAGAAGGACAGAGUAUCUCAUGAGUUCGCGAUUGUGGCAAGAUUCCUAACCAAGAAAGUUUUGAAUACUGAUGCGAUAAUCAGAACUUUUAGCCCUCUGUGGCGAUCAAGGAAUGGCUUUAAGGUCCGCAACGCAGGAGACCACAUACUGAUUUUUGAGUUUGACAAUGCGGAGGAGGUUGGAAAAAUUUUGGCAAGCGAGCCGUGGAGUUUCGACAGGCACCUAGUCGUUCUUCAAAAAUUGGCUAAUGCAAUCCCAAUUCAGGAUAUGGCUUUGAACACAGUAUCUCUUUGGGUACAAGUCCAUAACAUGCCGAUCAGUUUUUUAAGCAAGGGUGUAGCGGAGGAUUUAUGUGACGUAGUGGGGAUAGUGGAUCGUAGUACAAGUGAUGCGGAUGUUGACAGAGGUAGCUUUUUUCGAGUCCGUGUGCGAGUGGACAUCUCUAUACCUCUCUGUAGGGGACGGGUUCUUUCCAUUGAAGAUGAAGAAGAGCAUUGGGUAACGUUCAAAUACAAACGUCUUCCUAAUAUAUGCUACUAG